AUGGAAAGUCUUGGGCAGCAGUGGGCUCGACUGUUUGACAGAGGUGUUCACAAAUGUUAUGGUGAAGGAAGAGAUGUCAGAAAAAUGGAGAACGAGGGGUACACACAGGAUUAUAGAAAUUAUAGAGGAACCAAUCUGACCUCACAUACCCUGAAGAUCUGGGAAACAAACAUAGACAGGAGGAAAAAGUUGUCAAUAUCAGGACAGCAGUUUGGUUUCAUGCCCGGCAGGAGUACCACCGACACCAUUUUCUCAUUGCAGGCAACUGAUGAAGUACAGAGAAAGGCAGAAAGAGAUGAACUGUGUGUCCAUAGUUCUAGAAAAGGCCUACGAUAG
Penaeus chinensis is the source of this 336-nucleotide messenger RNA. RefSeq lists its product as uncharacterized. The coding region runs from base 1 to 336 and encodes 111 amino acids. The record is from RefSeq and is a predicted model, not a curated record. The transcript has a single exon. Lineage: Eukaryota; Metazoa; Arthropoda; Malacostraca; Decapoda; Penaeidae.